This is a messenger RNA of Medioppia subpectinata, 408 nucleotides long. NCBI's taxonomy places the organism in Eukaryota, Metazoa, Arthropoda, Arachnida, Sarcoptiformes, Oppiidae. The record is from the annotation of a GenBank genome assembly.
AUGCUCUCAAAAUUCAAAUAUGUAUUUAUGUUUUGCAAUACACUUAUCAUCGGUUCGUCAAUAUUUGGCUUCAUUUGGGGAAAUAUUAAUUAUGCCCAGUAUUGGGACGUCAACGGGAGUUUCAUUGGCGGACAGUUAGCCACCAUUUGUGUUGGGUUCAUAAUAUUUGGUUUGCUCGGACUGUACGCCUCCUACAAGAAUAACUACCACAUAAUGUGUUCGUACGCUGUAUUCGUGUUGAUGUCGAUUCUGUUACGAGUGCUCACAUGGCUUCUGGCCUUCUUUCACAACUUCCCACUCAAGACCUGGUAUUACGUUUGCCUCACCUUUGAGACCAUUAUUCUGGAAGACGGCAUUCAAAGGGCAGGUGUGCUGUUCAUAGAGCUCUUGCACGAAGUGAAGAUUAAG